CCAUGGGGGGCGGGGAGGGAAGCGCGGAUCCCCGAGAGGUGGAGCUGCCGGGGGGAGGUUCCGGGGAGGGUCCCGGCCCGCCGUUCGGGGCGGAGCCGUACAGGGGAGGGAUGGCGGUUAGGGGGGGCGGGGCUGCCGUUAGGGGCGGGGUUGCCAGGCUACCGGCGGUCUCUGCCUCCUCCCAGGAUCGAGAGAGCGCGAUGAGCAAUCAUUCGACCCCGCCCUUCGACCCUCGCUUUCCCAACCAGAACCAGACCCGCAACUGCUACCAGAACUUCCGGGACUUUCACCGCUGUACCAAGAUCAUGAAGAGGCGGGGCAAGGACUCCAGCCCCUGCGUCUACUACCGCAAGGUCUACCACUCCCUGUGCCCGCUCAGCUGGGUGCAGCGCUGGACCGACCAGAUCCGGGAGGGGACGUUCCCCGGGAAGAUCUGAGGGGCCCCCCGAAAAAUCCUCGCAGCCGGCAGGCUUAACAAGAAGACUUUUAUUAAAAAACCAGUUGCAAACUGCCCGUCA
Monodelphis domestica (gray short-tailed opossum) is the source of this 518-nucleotide messenger RNA. RefSeq names its product cytochrome c oxidase subunit 6B2-like. Gene Ontology annotation, cellular component: respiratory chain complex IV; mitochondrion. NCBI's taxonomy places the organism in Eukaryota, Metazoa, Chordata, Mammalia, Didelphimorphia, Didelphidae. The record is from RefSeq and is a predicted model, not a curated record.